AUGGGUCUCGGGACCAAGAUUAAGAACGCUCUGCACGGCGACGACCGCCGCAGCCCCAAGGGGUCUGGCGAGUACGAGGAUGGCCACCUGCCUGGCUCCUUCCCCUCCGACACCGACCCUUCCACCAAGACAACCAAGCACGCCCAAGACCCGUCCUUGACCGGUAGGACAAGCACCGACGGCCUCAACGCAUCAUCAACCCUCCGCAAGUCGCAGCACCGCCACAAGAAGUCCGACUCGGGCGUCGACUUUGACGGCGCUGAACCCGCCUUCGACUCUAGGCGGCAGCCGGGCGUCGGCUUUGCCGACGACGCCGAGAUCGAGCAGCCCCAGCCCGUCAAGCCCGCCAACCUCGGCAACAACGCCAAGCGCGACCCGUACUGGGGCACCAUCAACAACACCCGCGGCGCCGGCGUCGACGGCCACGACAAGGACCUCCCGCUGCGUCCGGGGAGUCAGGGCGGCGGCCCACGGGACGUGUACGCCAAGGACUUUCUCGGCACCACCAACGGCAACAACGGCAGCAUGCUGAACAACGGCAACACGCUGCCCAACGUCAACGGCGCCGAGCGCGACCCCUACUGGUCCAAUGGCAACGCCGCGGGCCUGGACGGCAGCGCCUACGGCGUCAACGGCUACGGCAGCAACGACACGUACAACUACAACUCAACCCCAGGCACCGCCAUCAGCGGCGACUACCACAACAACAACAACGGCGUCGCGCUCCGCAACGGCCACCAGGCCACCCGCGGGCUCGGCAACGACCCCCACGACGUCAACGGCUCCGGCCUCCACGACCGCGGCAUCAGCGGCAGCGGCACCACCAGUCUCGACGACGCCCGCAUCCGCGACCGCGACAUGGGCCGCAGCACCGCCGGCGCCGGAGGGUACGGCACCGGCACCGGCACUGCCGCCGGCGUCAGCGGCAUCGCGGCAUCCGAGGCCGCCCGCAAGCACCACGAGGCCGACAUGAGGGACGCCGGCUACCACAGCGGGCCCAGCAGCGGCGGUAGCCCGACCAGCGCCGCCCGCCUGAACGGCAGCAGCGUCGGUGGCGCCAGGGCCGCCUACGGCCGCAGCGCUGGGGGGUCCCCGCCGCGGAUGCAGCAGCAGGGCCCCGUUGCUGGGAACUCCGCCUGGCAGCAGCAGCAGGGGCAGCAGCCCCCUUCAGCGAUGCACUUCGGCCCCGGUGCCCACAACGCCGCCCGCGUGCUCCACACGUGCACCAGCUGUGGUGUCGACAACGACAUUAGCCAGUACUUCCGCCCCGAUGUCGCCUACCGCCUGGGGCAGUAA
Messenger RNA from Gaeumannomyces tritici R3-111a-1, 1296 nucleotides. RefSeq lists its product as hypothetical. Lineage: Eukaryota; Fungi; Ascomycota; Sordariomycetes; Magnaporthales; Magnaporthaceae. The record is from RefSeq and is a predicted model, not a curated record. Bases 1 to 1296 code for a protein of 431 amino acids. The transcript has a single exon.